AUGGGAAUUGACCAGUUGAUCCAAGAAGCUCAGAAUCAUUUGGCUCAAGGCAGACGCGAGGAGGCUGUAGAUUCUUUGACUCGCGCUGCUCAACAAAAUCCGAACGAACGCCAGGCUUCUGUGAUCGAGGAGCUCAUUCAAACGCUCGGGAGACAUGUGGUGAAUAACAGCGACGGAAAUGCGUCUCGCGAUAUGGGAAGCAGUUUGCUGAGUACAUUUAUGGGUGGCUCAAGCGGUGGAAACGGCCAAUCUCAAUUGGGGAAAUUGGCACUUUUGAGCAAGAUUUUCGGCUCUUCUAAUAAAAACUCAGGCGGCUUCAAUUUGUCUUCGGUUGCUUCAAUGCUUGGAGGCGGUGGUAAAACAAGCUCUUCCUCAGGGUCUCACUCUGCGGCUGGUGGUGGCUUGACCGGUGCAGCUUUAGGUGCUUUGGCGGGUCAAUUUUUUGGCAAAAGCUCGCAAUCCCAGAGUUCUCAGAACCAGUAUGGGAAUCAGAAUCAAUACGGGAAUCAGAACCAGUACGGGAAUCAGAACCAGUACGGGAAUCAGAACCAGUAUGGGCAUCAGAACCAGUACGGGAACCAGAGCCAGUAUGGUGGGUCGUCAGGUCAAAACAACUCUCAAAGUCAAUCGAGCUUUGGUGGUUUGGCUGCAAUGGCAAGCUCAUUUUUAGGAGGUGGCAAGCAGUCCAAUCAGUCCCAGAAUUCUUCCCAAUACGGCAGUAACAAUAAUCAAUAUCAACCCCAGAACUCUUCCCAAUACGAAGGUAACAACAAUCAAUAUCAGUCCCAGAACUACUCCCAAUAUGGCGGAAACAACAAUCAGUAUCAAACCAAUCAGCAUCCUGGACAGGGAAGCCAAGGUAACUACAACCAAUCCAGUUACGCACAGGGUCCUCCGGGUGGUAACAACCAAGGUUCGCAGAGCGAUUAUUAUGGAUCCAAUUCGGAAACCUACAGCCAAGGAGGCCCUGAGAAGUACGGACAAAGCUCUCAAGGCGGCUAUCAAGGCAGUUACGAAAACCAAGGUGGCUAUACUCAAGGAAACCAGGGUGGUUAUAAUCACGGUGGCAGCAGUAGCUACGGCCAGCAAGGCCAAGGGGGCUACAAUCAUGGGCAGCACGGAGGAAGACCAGGGACUUACGAACAAACUAACGAAUUCUCAUCAAACUCGCAGAAUCGUCCCCCAAGCCAGGGUUCCGAAAGGCCCAAUCAAGGCUUCAGUUUCUCAGGAAACUUUGUUCAGUAG
Messenger RNA from Lachancea lanzarotensis, 1245 nucleotides. RefSeq names its product LALA0S11e01134g1_1 (gene RNQ1). The record is from RefSeq and is a predicted model, not a curated record. The transcript has a single exon. NCBI's taxonomy places the organism in Eukaryota, Fungi, Ascomycota, Saccharomycetes, Saccharomycetales, Saccharomycetaceae. The coding region runs from base 1 to 1245 and encodes 414 amino acids.